Molecule: messenger RNA, 1998 nt
Organism: Agrilus planipennis (emerald ash borer)
Lineage: Eukaryota; Metazoa; Arthropoda; Insecta; Coleoptera; Buprestidae
Product: zinc finger CCHC domain-containing protein 24-like
Exons: 5
Coding region: 804-1499 (231 amino acids)
Molecular function (GO): zinc ion binding; nucleic acid binding
Source: RefSeq, a predicted model, not a curated record
AAUAAAUAAGGGCAAUGCAUAAAGUUCCUAAAUAAAGCGCAUGUUUUUUUACAAGAAAUACAUAGGUACACAAUUGGAAUACCAGACUUACUAAUCGUAAGAAAGGUUAGUAUACAAUACAUUUCAGUAAGCUAAAAUUAAUUUUACUAUUAUGUGUAUAGAGAUCGUGUCUCUGUCCGGUCCUGCAUUUUAUUCUCGGGCUUAUACACAUAAACAAUUUUCUCAUAAUGUACAAAUACACAAAUAGUCACACACGCACACAUACAGACAUAUCAUAUGUCUAUAGUAUGCAGUACAUAUAUAUGUAUAUGUAUACGUAUCUUUGGCUGGUAUUUGUGCUGCACUAAUGUGUGGGUCCGUCUGGUACUUACCCAGGGACAUUACAGGAAGAAAAGAGUUUCGUCAUUUAGUUUCGAUGAGAGAGAAUAUGAGAGGACGUACCCCGGAGUUUCGGUAAAAAUUAACGAAAUAAGUUCGUUUUUUUUCAAGUUAUUAUCCCUGUCUGUGGAUAUUACAUAUAAUAUUUGGUUAAUAAAGUUCGCGCACACGGCAGAGUUUCAGGUUCGUGAGUGCUAUUUUUAAAUUUUGCUGUAUAGUACUACGAUAUCGCAAAGUGUUAUUUUAAAAUUCAGUUUCUGUGUUACUGUGGUCAUCAAUAACGUAACAUCAUAUUUAACUACCGUUUAUAAUUUUUUUUUUAUUUAAAUAUAUCGUUUAAUACAGAUAUGUAGGCCCAUCAUAAUGUGAUAUUGAACGAUUGUGGAGAAAUUUUGGUAAACUGAAAUUUUUAAAGUUAUGUAAAUAUGUCCCCAACUGCAGCAAUGGUCUCCCAACCGUCCUCAAUAUCUUCAUUAUUUGUUCCGAAACGUCAAAGUUUUUCAACAGGGUCGGUGACCUCGAUAUACUCUUCCUACCCCUCAUCUAACUGCUAUCAAUACCUGACGUUCGAUCAGAAUCAAAAAGCGACAGAACAACAGUCGAAGUUGUUAUCGUCACCUUGGGGACCGUUUCCUAAUACGUCGGCCGAAUAUUCUUACAAUCCAUUCUACAGCAGUACCACCUAUGCGGCUACCAAUAUAAGCGACUCCCUUAUAGACCCCCUUAGUGGUCAGUUGGCGGAGUUGACCCUUUUCGACAGGCGCAGUUUUAAAAGACCUCCACCGACUUAUUUGUGUCAUCUGUGCUUUCAAAAAGGACACUACAUCAAGGAUUGUCCUUUGGCUCGACCAAAAGGAGAAGGGAAAACCCCUUACCAGGGGAGAAAACGCUGUUUCGGGGAGUACAAAUGUCCGAAAUGUAAGAGAAAAUGGAUGUCGGGGAAUUCCUGGUCGAAUAUGGGCCAGGAAUGUAUAAAAUGUCACAUAAAUGUUUUUCCUCAUAAGCAGAGACCAUUGGAAAAACCCGAUGGUUUAGAUGUUUCCGACCAAUCCAAAGUCCACCCUCAACAUUUAUGCCAAAAAUGUAAGGAAUUAGGAUAUUAUUGUCGAAGGGUGCAGUGAAAUACUUUACCAAAAACGAACAUUUUUAUUUUUGUCUUUUCCUUUUUUAUUAUUAUUUUUUUAUAUCGUUGAAAGUAUCUACGUGUCUGAUUCAAGGUACAAGAUUUUUAAUAUAACGGUGUACCUACUUACAAUUAUAAUGAUACUUCUUAUAUAUCUCACAAGUGAUGAUAUUGUCAUGAAAAGUUGUUUUUUAUCACUGAAGUUUAUUUUUUGUUUGCGAUUUAAAUUCAUUCCAAGAAAUUAGGAAUUAAUGCGCCUUACGUAAAUUGGAUCAAUUAAUAAGUCGCAAGUAUAUUAUUUACAGCAUUUUAUUUUGCAGUAUUUUUUAUUUUAUAAUGUGAAUUGUCGAUUCUUUUUUAUUUGUAUCAAAUCAUAUUGGUUAAUUUAUCGAUUUUGUUGAAGAUUUUUAUCCAUAAUCAAUCCUUACAUUAACUAAUUCUGUAAUACGCUUUCUUAAAGUUCCUAGAUUGCUAUUUAAAUAACUAUUAUUAUUGUU